AGAGAGAGAGAGAGAGAGAGAGAGAGAGAGAGAGAGAGAGAGAGAGAGAGAAGGAGAGAGAGAGAGAGAGAGAGAGAGAGAGAGAGAGAGAGAGAGAGAGAGAGAGAGAGAGAGAGAGAGAGAGAGAGAGACCUACUGGAGAUGUAAGUCGCUGCUGAAGAUUCGCAACAACAAGCAAGUGCUUUAGCGCACAACCCCCUCCCACUGCGCUCGCUCAGAAAAAAAGAAAAAAAAGGGGGGAAAAAAUGUUUUCUUUUGCCUGAGAUACACAGUGAUGUGAGUAUCUGUGUGCUGUUGGAAACAGAGCUCUGAGACUGCUUAAAACAGAAAGAAUAGCGAAAACAAGAAUUCCUCGCGUGCUUGCAGGAGUCGGACGCAUAAGAGAUCACACGGGAUUUCUUCAAACAGCGUCUCCAAUAGCUGCAGUCAUGGAGUCCCCAGAUGAUUCCACCGGCUUUGCUGAUCUCAGACACUUCCCAGACACUCAUCUGUACAAUGAGUCCCUGUUCAAGAACAACUACAGCGCCUUCAACGAGACUGACAACUUCUUCCCAAGGGGCGUCAAGAUCACUAUAGCAGUGGUCUACAUGAUCGUCUGCGUGGUGGGGCUGGUGGGAAACUGCUUGGUCAUGUACGUCAUCAUCAGAUAUACCAAGAUGAAAACAGCUACCAACAUAUAUAUAUUUAACCUGGCACUGGCUGAUGCGCUGGUUUUGGCUACGCUUCCCUUCCAAGGCACGGAUGUAUUCCUUGGUUUCUGGCCCUUUGGCAAGGCCCUGUGCAAGGCGGUCAUCUCCAUCGACUACUAUAACAUGUUCACCAGUGUGUUCACCUUGACCGUGAUGAGCAUGGAUCGAUACGUGGCCGUGUGCCACCCGGUGAAAGCCCUGGACAUGCGGACGCCCCACAAGGCCAAGGUGGUCAAUAUCUGCGUGUGGGUCUUGGCUUCAGCCAUAGGGGUCCCGGCUAUGGUACUUGGAAAUGUGGAAAAUGACAAUGGCAUCGAGUGCAUCUUGGUUCUCCCAGAUCCUCGCAGUUAUUGGGACCCAGUGUUCGGGACGUGCAUUUUCCUGCUCUCCUUCCUGGUUCCUGUAGCGAUCAUCAGCGUGUGCUACAGCCUCAUGGUGAAGCGCCUCCGUAGCGUCCGAAUCCUAUCAGGGUCCAAGGAGAAGGAUCGCAACCUUCGGCGCAUCACACGCAUGGUUCUAGUGGUAGUUGCGGCCUUCGUUGUGUGUUGGACGCCCAUCCAGAUCAUGGCACUGGCACAGUCGCUGGGCUUCAACUUGGGUAGCGUCCAGACGGUGGUGUUCAUGCACUUCUGCAUCGCCCUGGGCUACGUCAACAGCAGCCUGAACCCCGUCCUCUACGCGUUCCUCGAUGAAAACUUCAAGCGCUGCUUCCGUGAGUUCUGCCACCCUUCACCAUUUAGGCUUGACACGCAGCAGUCAGGCCGCAUGCGUAACAUCGCUCGCGAGGUGGCCUACAACUGCAAGACUGCUGACGGGAACAGUAACCCCGCAUGACUAGGCAUGGAGCUGCCCCUGGUCAGCCCUGAGCCUCAACCCAAUCCAGGGACAGGAAACUCAAACUCUGAGUUGACUCAGAUUACAACACUCUAGCACCACAGUCACCUCCGCCAGGUGGGCGGGGGAAAGGGUUGGGCUAGGAGUGAGGGCGGAGUCAAGUUAAAUGACACGCCCUUUUAGGGACAAAGGGGCUCACUUUACAGUGUCUUAAAUGGUUUUGGAUGUUAUUGUCCACAGUUUUGUUCUUAUCCGAAAAUUAUUACACUUUGUUGUUCAGUGUUGCAGCCUUGUACAUGCUUUUUUUUUGGUGUCUCUUUAUAACAAUCAAUGUUUCUCUUGAAAUUUGAGACUGUAGAAUUUCAUGGCCUUAAACAUACAUCCGAACCUAUGGAUUAAUUGUAUCAGUCCUUUUUGUGGUAUUGCCAAGUGUUGGACUGUACUAUAUACACUAUAGAGAAUAGUGUAUAAACAGUACUAUAGACUGUACUAUGUAUUAUAUUACUAUAUAGAGUUAUGACACUGAAUCUUAAACUACCGAACCUUGUAAAGCCUGAUUGUUAUUGAAAAAAAAAGUUGAUAUUUUUCUUGGUUGGACUGUACAAUAAGCAAAAAUAUUUUAUAUAUGUGUAUGUUUGGUAGCACCGAUUGAAACUUAAAAAAUACUUGUAAAGAAAUGAAAACUUAUUGUAAAACAGCUGCUUUAGUGUUCAAUUAUAAAUGUGCAUAAAAUGAAGUUAAUCAUGUUCGAGGCUUUGCAUUGUUGAAGACGUCAGUCAGCAUUACCUCGAAUGUUUCUAGAAUGUUUCUGUUUAGCUCUGUAUCUUGCUUUGUUAUUAUGUAAUGGAUUCUUCUCGAUGAGACGGACAACAAAGAGCCAGCAUUGUCAUGGGUUUACAUUACAGACCACUGAAUGUGAAAAAAAGACUAUUUAUGCCAAAUUAAAGAUAUUGAAAAAAUAUAUAUAUAUAUAUAUAUUGAAAGUAUCAGUGGAAUAUAGAUAUAUUGUACACCUAAUGCUUAUUCCUGUAAACUUUAUCUUGAUAUUGUGAUUGUUUGUUUACUUGCUGCAUUGAUUGACUGAUCAUCUACCUGUACUUGCAUAUUUAUUGACUGGUGGGACCAUAUUCUGAUGGACUGAAGUUAAAUGCCAGCUAGUGCUAUGGACGUUUACACAGCCUAUAUGGGAAAUCCAUUUCU
Molecule: messenger RNA, 2723 nt
Organism: Carassius gibelio (silver crucian carp)
Lineage: Eukaryota; Metazoa; Chordata; Actinopteri; Cypriniformes; Cyprinidae
Gene: oprl1
Product: opiate receptor-like 1
Exons: 4
Coding region: 429-1523 (364 amino acids)
Biological process (GO): neuropeptide signaling pathway; sensory perception of pain
Cellular component (GO): neuron projection; membrane
Molecular function (GO): nociceptin receptor activity; neuropeptide binding
Source: RefSeq, a predicted model, not a curated record